Molecule: messenger RNA, 2018 nt
Organism: Botrytis porri
Lineage: Eukaryota; Fungi; Ascomycota; Leotiomycetes; Helotiales; Sclerotiniaceae
Exons: 3
Coding region: 233-1717 (494 amino acids)
Biological process (GO): dephosphorylation
Molecular function (GO): phosphatase activity
Source: RefSeq, a predicted model, not a curated record
CGAGGUGCUGAGAGAAAUGACAUAAUCCACAACUAAUGACGGCAUCAUCACAGCUUAUAUCUUUUGUUCGAGUACUCGGCACGAGAAUUGAGAGCGUUCUGGAAGGAAAUUUUUCAAAGCUUCAUUCUUCACAUAAAUUUUUGAUUUUUAAGAUUACCUUAGAUGCGACUUUGAACUCCAAACACUAAUUGGCACAUUGAACCUUCAUUACCUGCCUAGAAUCACUAUCAAGAUGGUUUUGGUAUCUACUCUAUUGAUGCUCUCCAUGACUUCACUUGCCAUGGCUCAGUCAAACAUGGUACCCAUAACAUGGUCUUCCAUUGUUUAUAUAUAUUAUGGGGAAAUCACUCCUACGAUGAUCAAUGUCACUUCUCCUGUUCUUACACCUCUGGGCGCUACUCAACUCUAUAACUCGGGAUCCAUCAUCCGCGAUCGUUACCUAAACUCCACCUCAACACAACUCACUGUUGGACUACCCGUCAACGGCCUAAGCGACCAAUAUAUCGUCAAUAAUCAAUUACAAGUGUGGACUACAAGUGACGAGUACAUCGUUGGGAGUGCGCAAGCUUUUAUGCAAGGACUUUAUCCUCCCGUGAACGGAGUACAAGGAACAGAUAGUAUUCUAGCCAAUGGCUCCGUCGUCAACUAUCCUCUGGGUGGUUAUCAGUAUCCAAAUAUUCAAUCGCUGAGUUCAAUGGAUUAUAAUUAUAUUUGGAUUGCGGGGAAUGACCAAUGUAAAACCUACGACAUUGCAACAAAAUUUACGAAGACAUCCCCAAGUUCAGCCUCUAUGGUGGCUAGCACUGAUGAGUUUUAUCUCUCUCUUGCAAACACCUUCUUCGCUGGCAUCGAUAACUCUCUCCUUAAUUAUGGCAACGCAAUCAACCUUUAUUACUAUGCACUUUACCAAUAUAAUCACAACAACUCUAUUUAUGGUAUGACCAAUUCAUUUGGUCUUCUGGAGACUUUGAAUGGGAUUGCAUCAGAACAGGCUAUCUCUUUUAAUACACCUAGCACAGGACCCGGUAUUCAAUAUAUAGCAGGUCAAACUUUUGCCUCCAAAAUUAUUCAACAAUUUCAGCAGACCAUUUCGAGCUCUGGAGUCAGCGACAAAUUAUCCCUUUACUUUGGUUCCUACGAACCAAUGUUAGCAUUUUUUUACCUCUCAUCCCUCUCAACUUCAGAUCUCACAAGGAAACGUUUCUCCAGAUUGCCAGAAUAUGGAAGCAUGAUGGCCUUUGAGCUGUUCAGUUAUGUUGAAGAAUCACAACACAAUUCAUCCAAGUCAUUCCCAGAAUCGACUGAAUUAUGGGUUCGGUUUUUAUUCAGAAACGGAACCUCGAACACCGACCCUUUGAUAUCCUAUCCCCUUUUCAAUCUCGGCAAUUCGGAAAUCGACAUGAAGUAUAAUGAUUUUGUCACAGAAAUCGGAAAGUUUGCCGUAAAUGAUUUGAACGCCUGGUGCAGCUCUUGUGCCUCUAUCUCAUUAUUCUGCGCGGCCAUUCUUCGUAAUGAGUCUUCGAAUUCAGCCUCAAACAACAAUAAGACUUUUCGUUCAAAGGGUGUCAACGGUGUAGUUGGUGGCAUUAUUGGGGCAGUUGUUACAUUGGUAGUCGUAAUGCUUAUUGCAUUAAUUCUCGCAAUCUUUGGGUUCAGAAUGCACCAUCGUGAGAAUACAAUUUCCAACGCCGCAGGUGGUGUUGGGGUCCUAAAAUGAGGCUCUUCCGCGGGCGGGGGAGGGUUUAAAGGUCCUGAGAAACUCGCGUCCGAUACAGAUCUCAAUAUAGUCAAAGGACCUGGUGUUAGUGCUACCACGAAACACGAAAGAGUCGGCAGCUGGGAAAUGGGUAAUGCACCUACGAAUAUAGCCAACAGUAGUGAAGUAGCUGGACUGAGACAGGAAAGAGUAGUGAGUACCGCAGAUUAUAGCAGGAGAAGCGAAGACGGAAUCGAAAACCAUGAUCCUUGGGGGAAGGGUAUCCAGGGUGAGGAUUACGUUUAAUGUAUGGUAGUGUUUU